AUGUCCAUCGAGGCGUCCGCCCUCGCCCUGUACGGCGCUGUCAACGUCGGCGUCUACGCCUUCGGCGCCGCCUUCCUCGUAUCGCGCCACCGGCCUCUCGCCGAUCAGCGUCGCCAGCUCUCGUGGCUGCUCACGACAUUCGCGGCGCUCGUCGUCACGGUCGUCGGCAGUUACUACGCGUUCGGCGCUUGGUGGCAGGGCGUGUCCAGCGCGGUGGAGCUGUACCGCCCGAGCGACCCGAUGCAGUGGCUGCGUCCCAGCGGCGGCGGCGCACCCGAGGAGCCAGUCUCGCGCCAUUUGUGCCUCUUCUUCCUCGCCUACUGUGGCGUCGACUCGGUGCUGGGGGCGCUGCACUACCCAGAGCAGAUCGACGUCGGCUACUACCACCACGCCCUGUACUCAGUGCUGCUGUGCUACCUGCUCCACACGCGCCAGACGCUGCUGUUCGCCGUCUGCGGCGUCGAGGAGCUGCCGACGCUGCUCGUCGGAGGCAACCACCUACUGGGCGACGGCGGCAACCCGCGCUUCGGAGUCGGCGUCGUCUUUUUCCUCACCCGCGUCUCGUACCACUGCUGGAUCACCGCGCGCGCGCUCGACCGGCUCGAUCCGCUGCUGUACUGGGUGAGCAGUGUGCUCCUCAUCACGCACGUCGGCUGGUUCCAGUCGUACCUCGCCAAGGGCUCGCUGCCCUCGAAGCGGCAGAGCCGCGCCGCCGCGCGAGUCGCUACGGGUGGCUCGACCGGCAUGCAGGGCGGUGCAUCCGCCGGCCCGCUGCACGAGCGCGCGCUCUGGUCGAUGGCGACGCGCCACCUGCUCGUCUUUGUGGCGAUGCUGGUCGGGCAGGCGCUCCUCCACUCGACGCUCACCGCGCGCGUGCUCCGCGCCGCCAUGCAGCCGCCCGCGGCAGACGGCGAGCGGGGCGGCGAGUGGUGCCGCGCCGCGGCGUGGGCUGCGUAUGUGUGCGUGGGCAACCUGCUGGUCGUCGCGUACACGGUGCGCCGGCUGGCGCGUGCGCUGCGGGACGUCUACACGGCCAACUUCAUCAGCGACUCGCUCGUGGCGCGCCGGAUCAUCUACAACAUCUCGUGGGAGGACCCGGCCGUCGAGGUGGCGGAGCUGCGCCUCGGGCAGAGGGACGUCAUCCUCACCAUCGCCUCGGCGGGCUGCAACGUGCUGGACUACCUCAUCGAGAAGCCGGCCGGCAUCGUCGCCGCGGACCUCAACGAGGCGCAGCUCGCUCUCCUCGAUCUCAAGCUCGCCUCCCUCGCCGCCCUCGACCACGCCGCCUUCUUCGCUCUCUGGGCGCGCUCGGACGCCGCCGUCUUCGAGGCGAGCUACGGCCACCACUCGGGCCACCUCGGGUCAUCUCGGGCAAUCUCGGGCUUCGGCGCCCGCCUCCUCCGCCUCGCACUGCGAGGGUGCGGCGCCCUCGACGCGGUUGUGCGGGGCAUGCGGCGCGGGCAGGCGCCCGACCCUCGGGGGUGGGGGAUGCGCAUCUUCACGCUCUGCCUCUCCCAGAUGUGGCUGUGGCGCUUGCUCGCGCCCCUCGGCGGCGUGCCGACGUCGCAGAUCGACUUGCUGCGCCGCACACCGUCUGUCUGGAUCUCGCGGGUCUGCGAGGUCUUCGGCUCGCGCAUGUGGCGGGCCGACAACUACUUCUACUACGCGUACGCCGUCGGCCGCUGGGACCCGCACUGCUGCCCUCGCUACCUGCGACCAGAGCACUACGAGGCUCUACGCUCCUCCGCCCACCGCGUCGCCCUUCACCACGGCCCCCUCGCCUCCGCUGCGGCGAUCCGCGCCGACUUCACGGUGGGCGUGAUGUCUCGGAAGUGUCUCGGAGGUGACGAGCAGAUCGCGGAGCAGCUGGCGGCGCUGCUACCGCACAUGGCGCCGGCAGGGCGCCUCUUUUGGCGCUCCUUUGGCGUGGCGGUCCACUCGCCGGUGCUCGCGCAGCUGCGACCGACCCUCGUCCCGGAGCAAGACCGCGUCGGCUGGUACCUGAGCCAGUGGGUCGCCCGUGCGCACCCGCCCGACGCCCCCGUCGCGGACCCGGCGGAGCCGAGUGGCUUCCGCCGCUUCCUCUGCGUGGGCUCCGGCUACGCCCCCUCCAACACGCUCGUCGACGACGCCGCCGUUUGCCUCCAGCUCGCCCGCCACGCUUUGCGCACGAGCAAGGACGUCGCCGCCUUUUACCGCGAGCAGGGUCCCCGCUACGACGGCUUCCGCGAGGCGCUGCUGCCGGGGCGCGAGCGGCUGAUGCGGUUCGGGCUGCCUUGGCAGCGGCGCCCCGCCGCGUGGCUGUCGGUCGGGUGCGGCACCGCGCGCGACCUCGAGUACGUGCUGGGCCAUGUGAGGGAGUGCGGCACGCGGCUGUGGCUGCUCGACCUCUCGCCGGAGCUGCUCGCCGUCGCCCAGCAGCGGGUCGACAGGCUCGGCCUCGCGCACCAAGUCACACUCCUCGUGGGCGACGUCAACGACGAGACGCUUCCGGGCCCGCCACCGCCCUCCCUCCUCCCCCUUGCCCCCCCUCCCCACCCGCCCCUCGCGUCUCGAACCUCCCCCCCCGCCCCCCCCCCUUCCCUGCCACCCGCCCCCCUGCCCCCAACCCCCUGCCCCUCUCCCCCGUUUCGGCGCCGACUCCCGCCACGCGGCUCGCUCGACCUGGUCUCUUGCUCCUACUGCCUCAGCAUGAUCCCGCGCUGGCGCACGGCCCUCUCCGCCAUGGUGCGUGCGUUGCGGGUCGGCGGCCAGCUCGCGCUCGUGGACUUCACCUGCCGCUCCGACGCGCCCAACCACUGGUCGCAAAAGCUCAACCAGUGGUGGUUUGCCAACGACGGCGUCUUUCUGAGCCGGGAGCACACAGCCGCGCUGCAGCAGCACGGCGCUCUGCGGACCCUCUGGUUCCACGAGAGCGAGCGGCGGGUCGUCUACACGCCGCUGCACGCAACGACGUACCUCUACGUCGGGCUCAAGGUGUCGGACGUGGAGUUUGAUUGGUCGAGCCGCGACAGCAAGCGGCGGCGGCGGCGGCGGCACGAGAGCGAGGACUCUCGCUCAGACAGCUCGAGCGAAUCGGACCGCCGGCGCCGGCGCAAGCGCAAGCACUCGCGCCGCGACUCGGACUCCGACGGCAGCGACGCCGACGAGAGGCGCGACCGGAAGCACCGCUCGUCGGACAAAAAGCGGCGGAAGCAUUCGGACCGACGGCGGAAGCGGAAGCACCGCGGCGGCGAGAGCGAUGAGUCCGACGGCAGCAACGGCAGCGACGCCAAGCGCCGCCGAUCCCUGUCUCGGGGCGGCAGCAGCGAGAGCGAGCGGCCGCGCGAUGACAAGGGCCCGAGCCGCAGCAAGCACGAGGCCGGGCGGGGGCGGGAGGAGACCACGUCGCGCGGCCGCGACAAGAAGGGGGCCAAGGCGGGCGCUCUCUCCCCGGAGGGAGGCGACGCCGAGCGCGAGAGCACCCGCUGGGAGCGGGAGAAGAAGCGGCAGGCGCGCUCCCCCCCCCCCCCCCCCUUCUUCUCCUCCUCCUCCCUCCUCCCUCCAACGCCCCUCUCGUGCGCGAAGGAGGCGGAGGCGGCGCGGGUGGCGCUCGAGGAGAAGGCCACCUACCACCACCACGCGUGGCUCGAGCGCGUCGCGCUCUCGGCGGCGCAGGAAAAGGGGAAGGAGGCGCACGCCGCAAUCGACGACGAGUCCAUCGAACUGCAGGACGAGGCGGAGGAGGCUGCGGACAAGCCGCCCGCGGCGGCGGAGGCCGACGGCGGCGCGCCACUCCCGCCGCCGCCGGCGCCAAAGCCGACGUCCGCUCUCGCAAAGUCGAUCGCAGAGGGAUGGGAGGGUUCGCGCGCGGGAGAGCUCAAGGGGCCGGAUGCGGUCGACUCCAGCACAAAGCCGUACUUCGUCGAGGGCAUCAUCGACCUCAUCUCGGUCGACCUCUCCGAGCCCUACUCCAUCUUUACGUACCGCUACUUUAUCAACCAGGCGUGGCGCCGCAUCCGCCAGCCCACACCGCCGCCGUGGCCUCAGCUCUGCUUUGUGGCGCUCGCGCCCUGCGCCGCCGAGGGCGGAGCCGCGGGCGAGGCGCCGGGCGGCGAGGAGGUCGUCGGCGUCAUUGUGUGCAAGCAGGACGUGCACCGCAGCGGGCGGACGCGCGGCUACAUCGCGAUGCUGGCGGUGCACCACUCGAUGCGCAAGCGAGGCAUGGGCUCGCGCCUCGUCAGCUCCGCCGUCCUCGCCAUGCGGCAGGGCGCGCGCGCGCGCACACACACACUGCACACUCCGCACACCACGCACCGGACCUGCUUUGGCCACGCCCUCCGCACGCCUCUCGCGCAUUUGGCCGAGCUCUUCCGCGGCGGUUGCGACGAGGCUGUCCUCGAGACAGAGGCGACCAACAUUGGCGAACCCCCGCGCUGCGACCCAACACACCGGCCGCUGUCCGGGACAUGCGCCCUGCGGCUGUACGACGGGCUCGGCUUUGUGCGCGACAAGCGGCUGCACAAGUACUACCUCAACGGCGCGCGCGGCAGAGUCCCCGAGACUACGCGAGAUCGCCUGUGUAACGACGCCUACCGGCUCAAGGUGUGGUUCAAUAGCCCGGCGGAGCAGGCGGACAAACGGGCGGCGGCGGAGCAUGCAGCGGAGCCUGGGCACGAGGCAGCCCCUACCGAGGCGCCAGCGAUAGCGGCGAUAUAA
This is a messenger RNA of Emiliania huxleyi CCMP1516, 4698 nucleotides long. RefSeq lists its product as hypothetical. Bases 1 to 4698 code for a protein of 1565 amino acids. The transcript is spliced from 16 exons. Lineage: Eukaryota; Haptophyta; Isochrysidales; Noelaerhabdaceae. The record is from RefSeq and is a predicted model, not a curated record. Gene Ontology annotation, molecular function: acyltransferase activity, transferring groups other than amino-acyl groups.